AUGGCUGGAAGCAAGAACCAAACUCAGGUCAUGGCAGCUCGAUUGUUACGCACGCAUAGUGGAGGCGACACUGCUGAAAGUACAGACGAUACCACAGAGAAAAGAUAUGUUGUUGAGCAGUCCACGGUUUCUACCACUUGGUCGCACGUCGAAGACAUCGAAAGGUUCAUCGCGAACGAGGGUCUCGGGAGGGCCUUGGACCAGUUUUCAGAAUCGACCGCGUACACGUUCGCUAUUUCGGACUAUAUGAGGUACUUCCAAGAUAGAAAGAUUCUCUUCCUCGGCGAAACGGAUAACUUCCAGGCGUGGGCGAGACUGAAGCUGUAUCUUCUGAAACCAGACGAAGUUGAAUAUCUUCGCUUCAGCUUCCUCUCGGAUACAUCGAAGGUGGAGCACAACAUCUCUGGUCUUCCCAUCAACAUGUAUCCCUUUGGCCUCGUUGCAAACCAAGGUUCAAAUCUUGCGAGGGAGGAGCUGAUGGUGUUGGUGCGCUACGUGUUCAGGGAGGCUGCCGGGAUUAAUCUGCCCUUCUCGCUGGAAGCCAGAAGUACCUUCAGAAGCGCUCUGGUCUUCAUCCAAAAAGCCAUUGAAACGGCUGGAGGAAUUGUCUACAAGUUGACGAACAUUGGCCCACCGACCAGACUCCCGAAGAGUCUCUCAUAUACGUUAUCUGAUGAUUCGUCUACGAACAGACCUGAAGCCAUGGAGGCGGGUACGGAUGAGAGUGUGGCGCACAGAGCUUCAGAACGCUCUAAACCACGCAAUGUCUUCGAGGUGUCGGCUCAACCUAAGAUCAAGAAACCAGUCAUGAACAAAGUGCAACCCAAACCAAAAGUAAAGCCCCAGCCGAAGCCCAAGUCAAAGUCCACGGCUGCGGUGGUGCCAGCAAAGAGGUGGGCGAGUGAAGCUGGUGACGGAGACACAGAACGGUACCGGAGAUUGAGAGACCUGGAAGAAGAGCAAGCGGGGAUCGAGAUAGAAAAGGUAGAGAGCUCAGACCGUCAAGCGGACAGGAAGCGAGAAGAGAUUGCAGAUAUGGACCGACUGCUAGAGCUGAGAGCGCGCGGCCAGGCAAUGGACGAGGUGGAAGGUCGACUUCUGAAAGGCAAGUCAGCUCAGUGGUUGCUUGCCUGCCAGUGA
Ascochyta rabiei is the source of this 1140-nucleotide messenger RNA. RefSeq lists its product as uncharacterized. NCBI's taxonomy places the organism in Eukaryota, Fungi, Ascomycota, Dothideomycetes, Pleosporales, Didymellaceae. The transcript is spliced from 2 exons. The record is from RefSeq and is a predicted model, not a curated record. Bases 1 to 1140 code for a protein of 379 amino acids.